This is a messenger RNA of Phacochoerus africanus (Common warthog), 3253 nucleotides long. It is a transcript of the gene MGAT1, whose product is annotated as alpha-1,3-mannosyl-glycoprotein 2-beta-N-acetylglucosaminyltransferase. Gene Ontology annotation, cellular component: Golgi apparatus. Gene Ontology annotation, biological process: protein N-linked glycosylation. The transcript has 4 exons. Bases 850 to 2193 code for a protein of 447 amino acids. Gene Ontology annotation, molecular function: alpha-1,3-mannosylglycoprotein 2-beta-N-acetylglucosaminyltransferase activity. NCBI's taxonomy places the organism in Eukaryota, Metazoa, Chordata, Mammalia, Artiodactyla, Suidae. The record is from RefSeq and is a predicted model, not a curated record.
UGCGUGCGUGUGUGUGUGUGUGUGUGUGUGUGUGUCUGUGUGUCUGUGUCUGUGUCUGUGUCUGUGUGUGUUUAGGAAUAAACUUAGAACGGAGGGGGCAGCCGGGCUGGGCUACCGGAUUGAAAAAUUGGGACAUCACUGGGGCUAUUGCUGAAGACAGUCUCCACACAGCAGUUCUUUUGGUUGCUUUUCUAGAGUGGGAAUGUGUGCUGUCUCUCCUUUAUCCUGAGCCUUAAACAUGUAUAUAUAUUUACGAGGUGACUGAGUUUGGGGCUGCAAAAUGUAAGUGAGGUUGAUACAGAAAUCAGCUUCCUGGGCCAUGCGGGUUCUAAGGCCUGUUUCAUCUCAUGAGCCUGAGCAGAAGACGGACUGGCCAGUGCUCACAGUGGAUGACUUCCCCUCCCUGAACAAGAGAUGGGAUAGUACCUGGGAUCUGCUUGUCACCAGACUCUGGGCUUAAUAAACCAGCUGAAUGAAAGGAUGUAGCAGACCUUUGGGAGGGACGCUGAAGCCUGCAGUGGGGGGGGAGGGGCCUGGACAUACCCCUUCCCCCCCAGACUCCUCCCCCUCAGAGUCCACUCAGCCAUGGACUUUGGACCUGGCUAUGAGGAGAGAAGCUGCACUUUGUUUGGUGUACCUGACUUGGGAUUCCCAGUUUUGGAAAUGGAGUACUGGAUGGGAGUUUGAUGAUCUCCAGAGGAGCAGCUGAGAGAAGAGAAGAAAGGUGCAUGGCCGCUUCCUAAUCCCGGAGCCCAGAGGAAGCAUCCCUAGAACUGCAGGGGUGUGAGCCAGGCAAGCCGAGGGCAGCCUUGAGCCCCACCCUUGCCUGCCUCCCCCGUGGGGGCCAGGAUGCUGAAGAAGCAGUCUGCAGGGCUUGUGCUGUGGGGCGCCAUCCUCUUUGUGGCCUGGAACGCCCUGCUGCUCCUCUUCUUUUGGACGCGCCCAGCGCCCGGCAGGCUGCCCUCAGACAGUGCCCUUGAUGAUGACCCCGCCAGCCUCACCCGUGAGGUGAUCCGCUUGGCCCAGGAUGCUGAGGUGGAGUUGGAGCGGCAGCGGGGGCUGUUGCAGCAGAUCAGGGAGCACCAUGCUAGGUGGAGCCAGCGGUGGAGGGUACCCACUGUGGCCCCACCCGUGCCGCCACGUGUGCCUGUGACCUCUGCGCCAACUGUGAUCCCCAUCCUGGUCAUCGCCUGUGACCGCAGCACUGUCAGGCGGUGCCUGGACAAGCUGCUGCAUUACCGGCCUUCAGCUGAGCACUUCCCCAUCAUCGUCAGCCAGGACUGUGGGCAUGAGGAGACAGCCCAGGUCAUUGCCUCCUACGGCAGCGCUGUCACACACAUCCGGCAGCCAGACCUGAGCAACAUCGUAGUGCCACCCGACCACCGAAAGUUCCAGGGUUACUAUAAGAUUGCUCGUCACUACCGCUGGGCACUGGGCCAGGUCUUUGAAAAGUUCAAGUUCUCAGCGGCUGUGGUGGUGGAGGAUGAUCUGGAGGUGGCUCCGGACUUUUUUGAGUACUUCCAGGCCACAUACCCGCUACUGAGGGCUGACCCGUCACUCUGGUGUGUGUCUGCCUGGAAUGACAAUGGCAAAGAGCAGAUGGUGGACUCGAGCAAGCCCGAGCUGCUCUACCGCACAGACUUUUUCCCUGGCCUUGGCUGGCUGCUGUUGGCUGAGCUCUGGGCCGAGCUGGAGCCCAAGUGGCCCAAGGCCUUCUGGGACGACUGGAUGCGCCGGCCUGAGCAGCGGCAGGGCCGGGCCUGUGUUCGGCCUGAAAUCUCCAGAACGAUGACCUUUGGCCGCAAGGGUGUGAGCCAUGGGCAGUUCUUUGACCAGCACCUCAAGUUCAUCAAGCUGAACCAGCACUUUGUGCCCUUCACACAGCUGGACUUGUCAUACCUGCGGCAGGAGGCCUAUGACAGGGAUUUCCUCGCACGCGUCUAUGGUGCUCCCCUGCUGCAGGUGGAGAAAGUGAGGACCAGUGAGCGGAGUGAGCUGGGGGAGGUGCGGGUGCAGUACACAAGCAGGGACAGCUUCAAGGCCUUCGCCAAGGCCCUGGGAGUCAUGGAUGACCUCAAGUCUGGUGUCCCCAGGGCCGGCUACCGGGGCAUCGUCAGCUUCCUAUUCCGGGGCCGCCGUGUCUACUUGGCUCCCCCUGAGACCUGGGAUGGCUAUGAUCCUAGCUGGAAUUAGCAGCACCUGCGUGUCCCUCCUGGGCCCCCUCCUUGAUGUAUCAGGGGCUAAGAUGGGACUGCAGUCCCUGGGCUGCAUCAUCCUCUGUGUUUCACCCUUGGGUCCAUGUAUCCUUUUUUUUUUUUUUUUUCCUGUUUUCAAGUGGCAUUCGAGGGCACAGAUGAUAGUUAAGGGUUAUUCUGUUCUCCAGGGGGUCAAAGGAAUCUUUCUGGGGUAAGUUGGGGGGCAGUUAUUAAGCAGGAAACCACUGUGUGGUAGAGAAAGACUUGGCUUCUCGGGCCACAAAAUUCCAUGUUAUAGGUUUCCUCCUAUGACAGUUGCAGAGAGGUUGGCAACUUUUCUCUUGACCAGGCCUCUUUUCUCUGUCCUGGCUUUUCCAGCUAGAGUAUAAGCCCUCCUCCUGUAUGUUGAUACCUUCCCAUACACAUACAUACCUUCCCACAGUUGGAGCCUGGGGAUGGGCUAGAUCAUGUGAAGAGGCCAAAAUGAGAUAACCAAAGGGGUUUCAUCAUCAGUGUCCAGGUGGAGCUGUUAGGUUGUCAGGGUUUACUGCCUCCUGUCUGUGCUUCACUUCUUCCUCUCUCCUUUAUUCCUGACCUCCUAUCAGCUCUUCUUUCCCUGCAGCCUAGCAAUUCAUGAUUCUAAGAUGAAAAGCUGAAGGGGAAAAGCAAGAUCUCACCUCAACUCAUCUACCAUUGUGAGGGAAAGCUUUGGGUGCUGGGACACCACUCUCAUUCUUGUCAAAGAAACAGACUGUCCCCCAUUCCUUCCUUUCUAAAAACCAAUCCUUCCCCUGUUGCUCUAGGAUGACGUUUCAUGCUGGCUUAGCCCAUGGCUUCUGGAGGCCCUCUCAGUUUGAGGUAGAGCAGCCAAGACCCAUCAGCCCAGCCUCCUUCCCUUCUCCCCCAAGCAUUCCCCUUUGCACAGAUUAGGUUGCAGAUGGAGGGUUCAAGAGCAACACACGUGUUUUUGUUUCUUGGCUGACCUCCGUUCAUGGAAGAAAGUUGAAGCUACAGAAUUAUUUUCAAAAAUAAAGUAAAGGCUGAAAUUGUCUGAAAAA